Molecule: messenger RNA, 879 nt
Organism: Penicillium angulare
Lineage: Eukaryota; Fungi; Ascomycota; Eurotiomycetes; Eurotiales; Aspergillaceae
Exons: 1
Coding region: 1-879 (292 amino acids)
Source: RefSeq, a predicted model, not a curated record
AUGGCCGGCAUAAUUAAUAAACCUCUCGCCUUAUUUCGCAGGCCUGAGUCACCCAGACCCCUCCAUACUAGAUGGGGUGACGUGGACAUCUCCGUUCCUACAGAUGGUUCGUGGAACCAAUACGACAACCCUCACCAUACUGUACAAGAAAAGCAGAGAUAUGGUCCAGGGUUCGUCCCAGAUUUUCAUCCAUCCGAUUACAAUCAGACCCAUUCCCACCAAAAGAAUAAUAAGAGAGACGACCCUGAAGUGAAAGAGAAUAGAACGAACAACCCAAGAAACUCAACUACUCUUUCCCGAUCUAGCUCUCUCUCCCUAGGCUCUCUGCGUUCCAAUCGUCUCUCAGUGCGACUAGCAUCGCGCCCAAAGCACUUACGAGGCGAGACAAAGAACGAACAAGAAUCCCACGAACCCGAAUCUCAGCGACAUGAUUUCGCAUAUAAACCAAUCCAGCAAGAUUACACCGCUGAGGCAUCCGAGAAUACCAGAGUCAAAAGCCCUCCAUUUAAAUACAUCCCUACAAACGGAAGAUACCUCGAGGAUCUUCGCGGUCCAAGUCCCGGUCCUCGCAGUCAAUCUGCUAUGUCUCAUCGCAGCGCAUCCAGCGCUUCUACUCGACGAGACUCAUAUACUGAUUCUAUUUACGAAAAUGAUCGUACUUUCGCUCGACGUGGCUCCCACCAAGAUGAUGACCGUCAAAGCCUCCGAUCAAACUCAGGUGAAUAUCAGAUGCGGGAUGCCCUGAGCUCUCGGCAUAGAUAUGGACUACCUCCUCGCCGACGGACUUCACCAUUUGUCCCGGCUGAUCGCAAACGCGCUUCGUUGUUGAAGCCCAUGACUUUAGCAAUGGUUCCUGAUCCUGAUGAACUUUACGAGUGA